Messenger RNA from Encephalitozoon cuniculi GB-M1, 2577 nucleotides. RefSeq lists its product as uncharacterized. The record is from RefSeq and is marked provisional. Gene Ontology annotation, biological process: transcription elongation by RNA polymerase II; positive regulation of transcription elongation by RNA polymerase II. Bases 1 to 2577 code for a protein of 858 amino acids. Gene Ontology annotation, cellular component: FACT complex. The transcript has a single exon. Gene Ontology annotation, molecular function: nucleosome binding. Lineage: Eukaryota; Fungi; Microsporidia; Unikaryonidae.
AUGCCGAUGAUCAGGCUUGAAGAAGAAAGAUUUGAGAGGAGGUCGAGAGACAUAAGAAAGCAUCUCGGAGGGCCUCUAGUUGUUAUGCUGGGGAAGAGCCAGGAUGUUCUUGAAUUUCGAAUCAACUCUGCUCUGUUCAUCUAUCUACUUGGAUACGAGUUCCCGGAGACGAUUCUGAUAGUUGAUGAUGUAUGCACGGCAAUAACAAGCCAGAAGAAGUCUGCAAUUCUUAGGCAAAUAGGGAGCCUGAACAUUGUUGUGCGCAACAAAGACAACUCGAACAUGGACGAGAUUUAUAAGAUUUUCAAGGGUUCGUACUAUGUUGUGGGGUCUGAGGAGAUUGUGGGAGACUUCUGCAGGGAUGUUCUUAGGAGAAUUAACGCAUCUGAUGUCACCGACAAGUUGUCUGAGAUGUUCCUGACGAAGGACGCCGAAGAGAUUGAGAACUGCAGGGCAUCUGGUGCAGCAGUAUCUGUGCUGAUGAGGAAGGGGAUGGAGAUGUUGUGGGACGGAGCAUUUGAAAAGGGAAAGCUUGAGGAUCUGAUGGGCUCUGAUGUGGAGGGGAUUGACAUGACCCCGGGGGAAUUUUCAUUUCCUAUGGAAUAUACAAGAGACAGGCUCAGGAUUGGGAUACGAUACAAUGGAUACUGCAGCGAGAUGUCCCGGACGAUUGUGACGAAUAUGGAGGAGGCAUACAUGGCACAGGAGUACAUCCUUGGGCUUGUCAGGCCAGGGACGGACUCUGGGAUUAUAUAUUCCGAGGCAGAGAAGUACCUUUCAUCGAACGGACUGGAGUUUGGGGCGGACUUUAUAUACACGGUUGGGUUGAUGAGCAAGGAAAGAAGCUUCCAAAAGCCAUUUACUGUGGAGAAGGGAUGUAUUUUUGUAAUUAACUUGAACAACGAAACGGUGUCUCUAUCGAACACGUUUUUGCUUGGAGAGACACCUGAAUACCUGACAUUGCAGGACACGGCACCGGACUUUCUGGACAAGAGAUCGAGGUUCCGCGAUAAGACAAAGGAGCACGAGCUAAAUAUGAGAAGAAAGGAGCAUCAAAAGGAACUUCUCGACAAGAUUAUCGAGGAGAGGCUUGAGUUCUACAGGAAUCUUUCUGAUGCAGGCAAGGAUGAGGAAAAGAGUGAAGCUAGAAUAGUCCCGUAUAGCAAGGAAAGCCUUGUGCCGAGGCAAGGGAGGCUGAUUGUGGACUUCGCAAGAGAGUCGAUUGUUGUGCCUAUCGGAAGCUAUGCAGUUCCAUUCCAUGUUUCGAGUAUCAAGAGCGCUGCUGUCACAGAUGACAAGAUCCUUAGAAUCAACUUCAAGACCGAGUCCAAGGGAAAGGAAGAAACAGAAGAGGCGGAAUGCGAGCAGAGAGGGGAAAGCUUCCUGAGUACCAUUAAGUCGAUAAGCAUUCGUGGAAACAACUCUAGAGAUCUUCUUGAGGAGAUAAACAGCCUGAAGAAGGGGCACUUGACAAAAGAAACCAUAGAGGAUGUAGAAAGUCUUGAAGAGUUGAAGAUUUCCUCAAGGCCGCUUAGCCUUACCGACGUUUACAUGAAGACGGACAUAAGGACUGGGUCGAGGAAAAGGAAGGUUGGGAAUCUGGAGCUCCAUGAAAAUGGAUUUAGAUUUAAAGGGGAGGAUGUUGUGAUUUUAUUCUCAAACAUUCGGCAUAUAUUCUUUUCCGAGGGCAAUGUGGAAACAAAUGCGAUUCUUCACUUCCAUCUGCUCAGUCCGAUUCUUACCGGAGGAAAAGUUGUGAAUGUACAGUUUUACCGAGAGGCUGGGAAUACCAUGGUUUAUGACACCAUGAAAAGAGGAGACGAGCACAUGGAGUACAUUAUUGAAAAGGAAGAAGAAGAUAGACAGCAGGCUAUUAACCAGCAGUUCCGCUCGUUUGUAAGCAGCAUCGAGUCGGAAACCCGGUUUAAGGUUCAGAUUCCGAAGGCCGGAUUCUAUGGCGUUCCGUUCCGAGAAAGCGUCAUGAUCAAGCAGACUCACGAGUGCCUUGUCAGCCUUGAUGAGGCACCAUAUUUUGUGCUGACGCUGGAAGAUGUGGAGGUUGUCAACUUUGAAAGGGUUGUUCUGACUGUCAAGACUGUGGACGUGCUCUUUAUCCUGAGGAACAGAUAUCCUCUGGAUGUAGUUAUGAAGAACAAGUCGCGCCUUCUUGUGAGCAUACUAAGUGUAGAUGUGCAAAGCAUCAACAAGCUCAAGGAAUACCUCGACUCGAACAACGUUCUGUUUAUGGAAACUUCGGCGAGCAUUCGAUGGAACAAUGUCAUCGGAAGUAUAAUGAAGGAUCCAAUUUCAUUUUACGAAGACGGAGCAUGGUCAGGGCUUAUGGUUGGGGACAGCGAGGAGAGUUCUGAGGAAGAGCCUGAGACAUCUGAGGAUCUGAGCUCUUCUGACACGGAGACCCUUUCUACCGAUGACGAUGAUGUAAGCGAUAUAUCGAGCGAAGACCUGGAAGAAGAUGAAAGCCACAAUGAUAGCUCAGAUGAUGAGGACUCCGAAGACUACGAGGACGAGGACUCUGAGGAAUACGAUUCGGAACCUGGAAAAAGAAGGAAGAAUUAA